GAAACCUAUAUUAGGGGAAAACCAGGGUCCUCGGCAUUUUUUGCGAGCAGUGCACCCAGAAUCCAAAAAGAUUUUUUUAAAAAAGAAAGAAAGAAACCACAGUGUUUUCGGUCACCCUCACAGGGCUAUGAAAUCGUUCUACUGGACAUCGGCUUUGGGAAUUCAUUUUUGAGGUCAAUUUCCAAUCGAGAUAAAUCUAUUGGAUUAGUAGGAUUAUCUGAUUGCAGCUGAAAGAAGUAACGUUGGUUUGAUCAUUUGUAUUUCUUGCCUGAUGGUCGGAUUUACAUGGAGGUGGCUUUGGGUGCCCAGGAUUCUGGAUCGUGGUUGCAUUUGGAAAGAAAAAAGGAUCAAUCGACACGUUUUGGAAGUGUCCGUGGGUGAAUAAAAAGGAGGGGUGGGGGAGGCCCGCAAAACUGGGGUUGCGGCUGCUUAAAGAAAAAAAGAAAAAGAAGAAGAAGAAGCAUCUUGAAUCCUGAAACAAGAAUUAUCGGGUGCUCGAGAUUCCAAAAAAAAAAAAAAAAAAAGCGUCUAAAACUGGUAAAUACUUUGACCAUUUCGGCUUGAAUUUGACGGCGAAGUGUUGUAGAAACUGUCUCCUUGAAUUAUUGGAAGGGGACCGGGGGAAGAUGAGGGGGCUCCCUCUGUGGAUUUGUCUGGCUGAGGGAUAUAGACCUGCAGCUAACUGGAUUUGAUUUAUAAGAGGGAAAUCUACAGUCAAUGGCCACCCUCACCAAGUUGCUACUAUGGAAAACAGAAUGGUCAAUAGGAUAUGGUCUGAUAAAUAGAGAUGAUUGAAGAUGCUGCCUCAAUACAUGUGAAAUCAAUGGGAGAUACUUGCUGCAUGAAGAGUGUUCUGAACUUUUCCUGACCAGCUCACUUUUGAGGAAUUGGAGGCAUAUAAUACCAUUAUACAGUCCGUCUCCAGUGGAUAUAAAUACAUUUGCCUCACUGUAACCAGACAGCUAGACAACUAAUGUGGGAUCAUGGCACGGCCCAGAUGCAUGUGGCCAGAUUACGUUUGGAGAGCAGUGAUGGCAUGCUUGGUACACAGGGGAUUGGGCGCCUCCUUGACUCUCUGUUUGUUGGGAUGUUUAAUUCAGGCUGCCCAUGUGCUCUCACAAAAAUUGGAUGAUGUGGACCCACUGGUGACAACCAACUUUGGCAAGAUAAGAGGGAUUAAGAAAGAACUCAAUAAUGAAAUUUUGGGGCCUGUUAUUCAGUUUCUUGGAGUUCCGUAUGCAGCUCCACCAACAGGAGAACAUCGUUUUCAGCCUCCAGAACCACCAUCUCCCUGGUCAGAUGUCAGGAAUGCCACUCAGUUUGCUCCUGUGUGUCCCCAGAAUAUCAUUGAUGGCAGGUUGCCAGAAGUCAUGCUUCCUGUGUGGUUUACCAAUAACUUGGAUGUGGUUUCUUCGUAUGUACAAGACCAGAGUGAAGACUGCCUUUAUUUAAACAUAUAUGUCCCAACUGAGGAUGUAAAAAGAAUAUCCAAGGAAUGUGCCAGAAAACCCGGCAAGAAAAUAUGUAGAAAAGGAGGUCCCCUUACAAAGAAACAGACAGAUGAUUUAGGUGAUAAUGACGGUGCUGAAGAUGAAGAUAUACGGGACAGUGGAGGUCCCAAGCCAGUGAUGGUGUAUAUCCAUGGUGGCUCAUACAUGGAAGGUACUGGAAAUUUAUACGAUGGGAGUGUGCUGGCGAGCUAUGGCAAUGUGAUCGUCAUCACUGUCAACUAUCGGCUUGGGGUGCUUGGUUUCUUGAGUACAGGGGAUCAGGCCGCAAAAGGAAACUAUGGACUUCUUGAUCUCAUACAGGCUUUAAGAUGGACUAGUGAGAAUAUUGGAUUCUUUGGUGGUGACCCCUUGAGAAUCACUGUUUUUGGAUCAGGCGCUGGGGGUUCAUGUGUCAAUCUGCUGACUUUAUCCCAUUAUUCUGAAGGUAACCGUUGGAGCAAUUCAACCAAAGGACUUUUUCAACGAGCAAUAGCUCAAAGUGGAACAGCCCUUUCCAGCUGGGCUGUUAGUUUCCAACCUGCAAAAUAUGCUAGAAUGUUGGCCACAAAAGUUGGUUGCAAUGUUUCAGAUACAGUAGAGUUAGUGGAAUGCCUCCAGAAGAAGCCUUACAAAGAACUUGUUGAUCAAGAUAUUCAGCCUGCCAGAUACCACAUAGCCUUUGGACCUGUGAUCGAUGGUGAUGUCAUACCAGAUGACCCCCAGAUAUUGAUGGAGCAAGGAGAGUUUCUCAACUAUGACAUAAUGUUAGGAGUUAACCAAGGGGAAGGGUUAAAAUUUGUUGAAAAUAUAGUAGAUAGUGAUGAUGGUAUAUCAGCUAGUGACUUUGACUUUGCAGUUUCCAAUUUUGUUGAUAAUUUAUACGGCUAUCCUGAAGGCAAAGAUGUUUUGAGAGAAACCAUUAAAUUCAUGUACACUGACUGGGCUGAUCGGCAUAACCCUGAAACCAGAAGGAAGACACUUUUGGCAUUAUUUACUGACCAUCAGUGGGUGGCACCAGCUGUAGCCACAGCAGAUCUUCACUCAAACUUUGGUUCACCUACAUACUUCUACGCCUUUUACCAUCAUUGCCAAACAGAUCAGGUUCCAGCUUGGGCUGAUGCAGCCCAUGGAGAUGAGGUUCCCUAUGUAUUGGGAAUCCCCAUGAUUGGUCCCACAGAGUUAUUUCCUUGUAAUUUCUCCAAAAAUGAUGUGAUGCUGAGUGCUGUCGUAAUGACAUACUGGACAAACUUUGCUAAAACUGGUGACCCCAAUCAACCAGUCCCUCAAGACACAAAAUUCAUCCAUACCAAACCCAACCGCUUUGAAGAAGUAGCAUGGACCAGAUAUUCCCAGAAAGACCAACUUUAUCUCCAUAUUGGAUUAAAACCACGAGUUAAAGAGCAUUACAGGGCCAAUAAGGUGAACCUCUGGUUGGAGCUGGUACCUCAUCUGCAUAAUCUCAAUGACAUUUCUCAGUAUACCUCGACAACAACUAAAGUGCCAUCAACUGACAUCACUCUCAGACCCACGAGAAAAAAUUCUGUACCUGUCACAUCAGCCUUUCCCACUGCCAAGCAGGAUGAUCCCAAACAACAGCCAAGUCCAUUUUCAGUGGAUCAAAGGGACUACUCAACAGAGCUGAGCGUCACUAUUGCAGUCGGAGCAUCACUGUUGUUUCUGAACAUCUUGGCCUUUGCAGCCCUGUACUACAAAAAGGAUAAGAGGAGACACGAUGUCCACAGGAGGUGUAGCCCUCAGCGUACUACCACCAACGAUCUGACCCAUGCACAAGAAGAGGAAAUCAUGUCCCUCCAAAUGAAGCACACUGAUUUGGAUCAUGAAUGUGAGUCCAUCCAUCCACAUGAGGUGGUUCUUCGGACCGCCUGCCCCCCAGAUUACACACUAGCUAUGAGAAGGUCACCUGAUGAUGUUCCCUUAAUGACACCCAACACCAUUACAAUGAUUCCCAACACUAUACCAGGGAUUCAACCCUUACACACAUUCAAUACAUUUACUGGAGGACAGAACAAUACUCUGCCCCAUCCCCAUCCCCACCCCCAUUCACAUUCAACAACCAGGGUAUAGCCAGAUAAGAGAAACAAACUAUUUUUUUUUGAUGGAUUGCAGUAAAACAAAAUUACUGAAGAUUCCUUGGCUUUCAACCUACAAGACUCUCACUAUUUAAAUAAGGAGGAAUAUUAUGUGAAUAUACAUAUCAAGAACUUUGGGGGUUUUGAAAAAAAUGAAUUGUUUAUGUAUAUAUAUAUAUACACAAAUCAACUCUAAAAACAAAUUUCAAUUGCUUGAAGCAAUUGUUCUGAAUGAUACUUUUUCAUUCACAUUCAAGAAUUAAUUUUUUGAAGAUUUAAGUUGCAUAAUGGAAUUAGGCAUGUGGAACACCAAACAGAAAAGAACUAUGUCCGAAAUAUAAAAAAAAUUUAAAAACAACUAUGAAUAUGCACAAGGGACACACCAAUGGAAUGUCAGAUAAUUUUCACCAGUUUUUAUUUGGAGCUGUUUUAUUGUGUAGACCAUAUUUACAUAUUUGGAUAAGUACACAAAGCACCAAUGCUGUUAAUGGCCUUAGCGGAGGCUCAUGCUGAAAUUUGCCAGUAAAACAAAGGAGUUUAAAGACUGGCAGGUACAACAUUAUCACAUAAGUGCUGUCAGUAUAAAGUUGUGGGGAUAAAGGAAACUGGAUAUUUUUAGCACGAUGUGCAUGAUAAUUUAUAUGCUUGGUGGCUGUGCUGCUGAUUAAGCCGUAAUUAAAAUUCUUCUCAUCCCAUUGGAGUUUUUAAUAGAAGCUUCCUCCAUCAAUUGGCAGAACCUAAAGAAGAUUUUAAGGGGCAAAAGUAAUUACAGUAAAAUAAUUCACAGUAGCUUCAAUAAUAGAAGGAAUUAGCUAAUAAAGGUAUUCGAAGAAAUAUAGGUAUAGUGGUGAAUACUCGCUGAUAUGAAUCCCAGAAAAAAAAAAUUUCCUGUGUUUUUAAUGUUCUUUUCAUUCCCAUCUAAAUAAUUUAUAGAAAUAUAACCCUAAUUGGACAUGUGUUACUGGCUCUAUAAUUUGCUGUGUUUUUUUUUGUUAUUCUGUAUUUUGUUCCUUUUGGUAAGGUGAAGUGUGUCCAAAGAGUUGUUUGAAACAGUCUUUUAUGAUAUGAAGAUGCCCCAAUAUUACCACUCUGAUGACAGUUCUCAGUUAAUUGAUUUACUCAUGUUGCAUGGCAAAAUGUUUACCAAUAAUAAUUCAAUAUAAAGUUAUGUCCCUCUUCACAUCACUUAUCUUUCUCACUGAGGUUCAUUCACUGGAAUUUACUCACGCAAUCUCAGUAGAGUGUGACAUAGAUAAAGAACCUAGGAGAGUCAACACCUGGAGGAUUUUAGUCUUACACAUGUGUGUGAUUUUAAAUGAAUACUCUAAGAUCACAGGAAACUCUUCAUCCCCUUGUUUACCAGUAAUAUCAGUAUAUCACUGACCUUUCCAAAUGUUUGUAUAUGUAAUCCGAUGUACAUUUAUAUUAAAACAAUGAGAUGGACUUAAAGAGCACAUCCUGAUAAAUACUUUCUCUCUUACCUGUACUAUAUUUCUAUUAGACUAAAGUUAUGUGAUUUUUUUUUACAUUUUUUCAGAUGACUAGCAAUUUUGAUAGUUUGUAAGAUAAUGCAAAGAACUUUCUCUGACAAACUAACUGCAGUAACAGAAACCUUUCUUUUCAGUUACUCUUUUUCAAGAAUGAAAGCUUAUUAUACAAAAGAAAAAAAUUGUAUACUACUUGAUGGAAACAACUUUGUACAUCUUGGCCAUGUCACUGGUCAUUGCGUGAAAUAAAGAUAAUCUGGAUAAUGACUAUUAGUCAAAUGCUAAGAGACAUGAUCUUUGCUCAUUAAAGAGCUAAAAUGUUUAUUGCUGUUUUGUCUUUUUUUACAAAACAAAAACAAGAGAAACAUGACUGUCUCAAAGGGUCAUUUUUCUAGACCAGUCGGGUUUUUGAAGACACAUAGGUAACUUCUACAGAAAAACAUGACCAUGUGUUUAAAGUCAAUUCUUGUCGAAGAUUGAAACUUUAACAUUAUGGAUUUAUAAGCUCCAGAAACUCUUGAAAAAUAUUAGCUUUGUAUUUUUAAAUACCCCUUUUGUGAAGGUGUUUUAGAAAUAAAGUGCCAAUUGUUUUCCGUUAGAAACACAGGUUACAAUUCUGAUCAUCAGGGAGAAGGUCUUUUGGAAAGAAAUGUGCAAAAAUUCAUGAAAUAUAUGACUCUAACUCAGUCGGUAGAGUGCUUUGCCUUGCAUGCACAAGGCCCUGGGUUCAAUCCCCAGCACCAAAAAAAAAAAAAAAAAGAAA
This is a messenger RNA of Marmota monax (woodchuck), 5830 nucleotides long. RefSeq names its product neuroligin 1 (gene Nlgn1). Gene Ontology annotation, cellular component: cell surface; synapse; postsynaptic specialization membrane. The transcript is spliced from 8 exons. Gene Ontology annotation, biological process: chemical synaptic transmission; modulation of chemical synaptic transmission; synaptic vesicle endocytosis. The record is from RefSeq and is a predicted model, not a curated record. Lineage: Eukaryota; Metazoa; Chordata; Mammalia; Rodentia; Sciuridae. The coding region runs from base 984 to 3575 and encodes 863 amino acids. Gene Ontology annotation, molecular function: neurexin family protein binding; signaling receptor activity.